AUGGUGCAGGCUCCACACAACUUAUCCUGUGUUCUUAGCAUCCCAGGACCGAUUGAGGUCACAGAUGAGGUCCUUUUCGCCAAUGCGCAUCCGUCGAUGUCGCAUAUGUCGCCCGAUUUCGCACCAGUCUUUGGUGACUGCAUUCGCAUGACUAGACAACUUCUUUACUCAAAGGAUGCGCAGCCGUUUCUGAUUGCCGGGUCAGGCACGCUGGGAUGGGAUCAGGUAUCCGCAAAUCUCGUAGAGCCAGGCGAGAACGCGCUCGUCCUGCACAGCGGUUAUUUUGCCGAUAGCUUCGCAGACUGUUUGGAGACCUAUGGUGCCAAUGUAGACCAAAUCAAGGCUGAGAUAGGUGGCGCUGUCAAGGAGGCCGAUAUUGAGAGUGCACUCAAGGCGAAGAAGUACAAGAUUGUUACUGUAACCCACGUCGACACCUCGACAGCCGUUUUGUCCGACAUCAAAGCUGUGGCAAACGUCGUGAAGAGAGUUUCUCCGGACACACUUGUUGUUGUUGAUGCCGUCUGCUCUGUAGCGAGCGAAGAAAUCCAAAUGGAUGCAUGGGGCAUCGAUGUCGUAUUGACAGCCAGCCAGAAAGGUCUGGGCACACCACCAGGUCUUAGCAUCCUCGUUGCUUCCCAGAAAGCCGUCCAGGUGUUCGAGAACCGCUCAACGCCAGUUACGACCUACUAUGGCAGCUGGAAGAAAUGGCUACCGAUAAUGAAAGCCUACGAGAACAACUCCGCCGCCUACUUCGCCACGCCACCCGUCAACCUCAUAUAUGCGUUCCACGCGUCUCUCACGCAGAUUAUGCAAGGUUCUGUCUCGCUCGAGCAACGAUUUAAACUCCACCAGGAGGCUAGCCAACGCGUCAAGAAGGCAGCAGAGGAAAUCGGAUUCAAGGGCGUGCCUCUCAGUGAAGACAUCCAGGCAAAUGGCAUGUCUGCACUUUACUUCCCCGACGGUUUCGUAGCGAGCGAUAUCAUUCCUCGUCUGUUGAAGAAAGACGUCGUCGUCGCUGGCGGAUUGCACGCCAGCAUCAAAGGUCAGCAUAUGGGCGCUUCUGUUGUUGACUCUAGUAGGGGGGACAUCGACAAGAUUAUCAGCGCUGUGAAGGAGUCGCUUGCAGAAGCCAAGGCUAGUAAGCAGUAG
Messenger RNA from Suillus clintonianus, 1149 nucleotides. RefSeq names its product pyridoxal phosphate-dependent transferase. Lineage: Eukaryota; Fungi; Basidiomycota; Agaricomycetes; Boletales; Suillaceae. Gene Ontology annotation, cellular component: peroxisome. Gene Ontology annotation, molecular function: L-alanine:glyoxylate transaminase activity; L-serine:pyruvate transaminase activity. The coding region runs from base 1 to 1149 and encodes 382 amino acids. The record is from RefSeq and is a predicted model, not a curated record. The transcript has 12 exons.